Galdieria sulphuraria is the source of this 2831-nucleotide messenger RNA. Its product is annotated as transducin family protein / WD-40 repeat family protein. Gene Ontology annotation, biological process: ribosomal small subunit assembly; maturation of SSU-rRNA from tricistronic rRNA transcript (SSU-rRNA, 5.8S rRNA, LSU-rRNA). Gene Ontology annotation, molecular function: protein binding. The coding region runs from base 103 to 2808 and encodes 901 amino acids. The record is from RefSeq and is a predicted model, not a curated record. NCBI's taxonomy places the organism in Eukaryota, Rhodophyta, Bangiophyceae, Galdieriales, Galdieriaceae. Gene Ontology annotation, cellular component: small-subunit processome; Pwp2p-containing subcomplex of 90S preribosome. The transcript is spliced from 8 exons.
UAGGAAUAUUACAAAUGUUGUGCGAUCAUCGUCCAUUUUUGAUGUCGUCGGGAUUGUAUCGCCUUGAAUAGUUUCUAUAGGUGUCCUGUGUUACCAUUGUGUAUGUCACGCUUUAACUUUCACUUUCGAAACCUUUGUGGAAGUCCUUACCAAGGUGGAGACGUGAUCUUCAGCCGGGAUGGAAACUCCAUCUUCUCGCCAGUAGGAAACAGAGUGAACGAGGUAGACCUUGUGAACGGCAGAUGCCGAACCUUCGAUUUGCAAGCAAGAGUGAACAUAAUUCGUCUUUGCAUCUCUCCAAAAGAAGACUUGUUGUUAGCAAUUGGCGAAACUGGUCAAACUCUUCUUUUUAAUCUUGCGAGAGGUGUGGUUAUACAUAGGUUCAACAUAUCAGGUGGUGCUUUAAAGGCCGGAAAAAAAGGUUCCAAAUAUAGCUUUGUGAAAAAGCCAAACAUAGCUUGUGCAACGUUCAGUCCGGAUGGUAGUUAUUUUGCUGUUGCUGUUGGCAAGGAAGUGCAAAUAUGGCAGGUUCCCCAAAGGCCAUACCCAGAAUACUCUGCGUUUAUGUUGGUACGCAAGUAUACAGGUUUCAGAGAAGAAGUUACUUGUAUCGACUGGUCGCCAAACGGAAUGUUCAUAGCAGCAGGUUCGAAGGAUCUCAGUGUGAGAAUUUUCUCGUUCCCACAAAUGGAAGGAUUUCUGCCCGUUUCUUUAACAGGAUCUAAAGAGAAGAUCGUCAGUGUUCGGUUCUCAGCAGAUUCGAGGCGACUGAUGAUAUUUGGAAGAGAUGGCUUGUUACUGAACUGGUUCCUAUCAUACGAUGCUAAAGAGGACUCUUCAUUUAAACAAUUAGAUUGGAAUGGUACUGUACAGCCUAAGCUACUUUCGAAACAUUCCUUAAAGCAGGUCAAUCUCCGCAAAAUUGUUUGUGCAACCACGCAGCGCGACACUGGAAUGAUUGCAGUUGGAUAUAGCUCUGGAGUAUUUGCACUUUUUAGUGGAGUUCCUGAACCUGAAUCAGUGUCUCAAAUGGAAACUGGAAUAUACGAAAAGAAAAAGGUAGAGUUUUCUGAACUUGAAAUGUUGCAAUCUUUAUCCUGCUCUUCUUCAUCGCUGACUUGCAUUUCCAUAAAUCCAUCUGGAGAGUGGCUAGCUCUUGGCUCGAGUGAAUCAGGAAGUCUCAUCGUUUGGGAAUGGCAGUCAGAAACUCAUGUUUUGAAACAACAAGGACAUUCAUUGGAUCUUUCUUGUUUGGCUUUCUCACCAGAUGGCCGUUUGGUUGUUACCGGCGGUGACGAUGCGAAAGUCAAAGUUUGGCAUACAUCUUCGGGUUUUUGCAAUGUUAGUUUUAAUGAUCACGAAGCUGCUAUUACUGGAAUUACAUUUGCUGGAAACAAAUCAGACGUUGUUAUUUCUUCUUCGUUGGAUGGAACAGUGCGAGCCUUUGACUUGAAACGGUAUCGAUGUUUCCGUGUGCUUGUAGCAGGAAGUGACAGAAGACAGUUUUCUUGUGUCGCAGUAGAUAUUUGGGGAGAUUUGGUGGCAGCUGGCUCUCAGGACAACUUUGAAGUUUAUCUUUGGUCUCUCCGAACAGGCGAUGUCCUUGAGGUUCUUACCGGGCAUGAGGGACCAGUGAGUAGCUUAGCCUUCUCACCAACGAAAGGCAUUCUUGCGUCUGUUUCUUGGGAUGCCACGAUGCAUUUGUGGGAUAUUUAUUCCAGAGGUGGUACUGGCAAACGGAGUGGAGACAGUUUGGAGAGUUUAAAAUUAUCAAAAGAUGCAGUGUCAGUAGCAUUUCGACCUGAUGGGAAGGAACUUGCAGUUUCUUGUAUUGAUGGCCAGAUAUGGUUUUGGGAUAUGGAUUCUGCUCAAGUCAUUGGAACAAUAGAGGGUAGAAGAGAUGCUUCUUAUGGAAGAAGUACAACAAGCUUAACAAGAGCUGGAACAGAAAACUUUUUCAGUUGCAUUUGCUAUUCUCCCGACGGGAAGUUCCUUCUUGCAGGAAGUGAUACCAAAUAUUGUUGUGUUUAUUAUACUCCUUCGUUAAGUCUAUUGAAAAGGUUUUCCAUUUGUGAAAAUCGCUCCAUUGAUGGUACACUAGACAAAUUAAACUCAAGAUAUCUGUCGGAGGAAGGAAAUCCUUUGAGUUUGAUAGAAGACUGGGAUAGCGAAGAUGACGAGUAUUUUAGAAGGCGCCGUUUGGAUGAAGAAUAUCUUCCAGGACAAUCUUUGAUGACCAGCAAGAGAAAAAAAGUAUUUCGAAUAAGAACCCGGGAAGUGAAGUUUAGUCCGACUGGAGCUAUGUUCGCAGUUGUUACUACAGAAGGAUUAAUCUUAUUUUCCUCCGAAGAUUCUUUUGUUUUUGAUCCUGUAGAUUUACAGAUGGACGCAACUCCCGAAAACGCUUUAUAUCUUUAUGAGAAUAAGGCCUAUUCUUCAGCCAUCAUUAUUGGAUUGCGUCUUGAUAACCAAACUUUGUUAGAAACACUUCUUAGCGGAAUCGCUGUGGAUGAUAUUCCCGAUAUUAUUGUUCAGAUCCCAUCCAAGUACUUUUGUAGAUUAUUAGCGUUUUUAAUUAGUCGCCUUGACACUGAUGUUCAUUUGGUGGAUAAUCUGUUCUGGAUUCGAAACCUUCUUCAUGUUCAUCUUCGUGAAGCAUUGAAGCAAAAUGCUUCUGAAGUUCUGAAUCUUUUGAAAAAUGCACGUUUACGAAUUUUGAGAUACAAAGACACACUACUUAAAAUUACUACGGAAAAUACUCAUGUUUUGGAGUAUCUUAUUGCUAUGAAAAGUUUAAACACUUUGUAAUGAAGAAAUGUUUCAAUAAAUAU